This is a messenger RNA of Phacochoerus africanus (Common warthog), 6977 nucleotides long. RefSeq names its product insulin receptor substrate 2 (gene IRS2). The transcript has 2 exons. The record is from RefSeq and is a predicted model, not a curated record. Gene Ontology annotation, molecular function: insulin receptor binding; phosphatidylinositol 3-kinase binding. Gene Ontology annotation, biological process: insulin receptor signaling pathway. Gene Ontology annotation, cellular component: plasma membrane; cytosol. The coding region runs from base 533 to 4546 and encodes 1337 amino acids. Lineage: Eukaryota; Metazoa; Chordata; Mammalia; Artiodactyla; Suidae.
UUCUUAGUUCAGUCACUCGGUGCGCGAUGUGUUACUCACUGUGCGGCGGGGACCGCGACGAGCCCGGGUCGCCGUUGGCAGCAGCAGCAGCACCAGCCCCGGCGGCGGCGCGGACCCCGAGUACCCGGGCACACCCCGGCACCGCGGAGCGCGGCGCAGCGGCGGGACCGGUGCGGCCGCGCGCGCCUUAAGGCUCGGCCCCACGGCUCGGGGACCCCGACUCUCGGCCCAGCCAGCGAGUCCCCAGGCGCCGCCCGAGAGCCCAGGAGGAAGCGGCCGCGGGCAGCCGGGCCAGGGGGCGGCCACCGCCCGCGCUGGUCAUCCUCUGGGGCCCCGGAGCGCGGAGGGCGCUGCGCCACCGCGCGGUGCCGGCCCCCGCGGGCCUCCCCGAACCUUCUCCACCUCCUGGGCCCGAGGGACGCGGGCUCGGGCGGGCGAGCAGGGGGGGGAGGGAGCCGCUCCCGCCCGCGCCCCCUCCGCUCCCCCCAGCCCCUCCAAGCCCGGCCGGGCGGCGGGGCCUGAAUCGCCGGCGAUGGCGAGCCCGCCGCUGCACGGGCCCCCCGGGCCGGCGGGCGGCGACGGACCCAACCUCAACAACAACAACAACAACAACAACCACAGCGUGCGCAAGUGCGGCUACCUGCGCAAGCAGAAGCACGGCCACAAGCGCUUCUUCGUGCUGCGCGGGCCCGGCGCGGGCGGCGACGAGGCGACGGCGACAGCGGGUGGGGGGUCGGCGCCGCAGCCGCCGCGGCUCGAGUACUACGAGAGCGAGAAGAAGUGGCGGAGCAAGGCGGGCGCCCCGAAGCGGGUCAUCGCGCUCGACUGCUGCCUGAACAUCAACAAGCGCGCCGACGCCAAGCACAAGUACCUGAUCGCCCUCUACACCAAGGACGAGUACUUUGCCGUAGCGGCCGAGAACGAGCAGGAGCAGGAGGGCUGGUACCGCGCGCUCACCGACCUGGUCAGCGAGGGCCGCGCGAGCGCCGGCGACGCGCCCCCCGCCGCCGCCACCGCCGCGUCCUGCAGCGCCUCCCUGCCCGGCGCCCUGGGCGGCUCGGCCGGCGCCGCGGCGGCCGAUGACAGCUACGGGCUGGUGGCGCCCGCCACGGCCGCCUACCGCGAGGUGUGGCAGGUGAACCUGAAACCCAAGGGCCUGGGCCAGAGCAAGAACCUGACGGGCGUGUACCGCCUGUGCCUGUCGGCGCGCACCAUCGGCUUCGUGAAGCUCAACUGCGAGCAGCCGUCGGUGACCCUGCAGCUCAUGAACAUCCGCCGCUGCGGCCACUCGGACAGCUUCUUCUUCAUCGAGGUGGGCCGCUCGGCCGUCACGGGCCCGGGAGAGCUGUGGAUGCAGGCGGACGACUCGGUGGUGGCCCAGAACAUCCACGAGACCAUCCUGGAGGCCAUGAAGGCGCUCAAGGAGCUCUUCGAGUUCCGGCCGCGCAGCAAGAGCCAGUCGUCCGGCUCGUCAGCCACGCACCCCAUCAGCGUCCCCGGCGCGCGCCGCCACCACCACCUAGUCAACCUGCCACCCAGCCAGACUGGCCUGGUGCGCCGCUCGCGCACGGACAGCCUGGCCGCCACCCCGCCGGCGGCCAAGUGCAGCUCGUGCCGGGUUCGCACGGCCAGCGAGGGCGAUGGCGGCGCGGCUGCGGGGGCCGGGGCGGCAGGCGGGAGGCCGGUGUCGGUGUCGGGGAGCCCCCUGAGCCCAGGGCCUGUGCGCGCGCCCCUGAGCCGCUCGCACACCCUGAGCGGCGGCUGCGGCGGCCGCGCCAGCAAAGUGACGCUGGCGCCGGCAGGGGGCGCUCUUCAACACAGCCGCUCCAUGUCCAUGCCCGUGGCGCACUCGCCCCCGGCCGCCACCAGCCCGGGCAGCCUGUCGUCCAGCAGCGGGCACGGCUCGGGCUCCUACCCGCCACCUCCCGGCCCACACCCGCACCUGCAGCAUCCCCUGCACCCUCAGCGACCCUCCAGCGGCAGCGCCUCGGCUUCGGGCUCCCCCAGCGACCCUGGCUUUAUGUCCCUGGAUGAGUAUGGCUCUAGCCCUGGGGACCUGAGAGCCUUCUGCAGCCACAGGAGCAACACGCCCGAAUCCAUCGCCGAGACUCCCCCGGCCAGGGACGUCAGCGGGGGCGAGCUGUACGGGUACAUGACCAUGGACCGGCCUCUGAGCCACUGUGGCCGCCCCUACCGCAGGGUAUCCGGGGACGGGGCCCAGGACUUGGAUAGAGGGCUGAGAAAGAGGACUUACUCCCUGACCACACCUGCCCGGCAGCGGCCGGUGCCCCAGCCCUCCUCCGCAUCCCUGGAUGAAUACACCUUGAUGCGGGCCACCUUCUCUGGCAGCUCGGGCCGUCUCUGCCCGUCCUGCCCCGUGUCCUCUCCCAAAGUGGCCUACCACCCCUACCCCGAAGACUACGGCGACAUCGAGAUUGGGUCGCACCGGAGCUCCAGCAGUAACCUGGGCACGGAUGACGGCUACAUGCCCAUGACCCCUGGCGUGGCCCUCAUGGGUGGUGGCAGUGGGAGCUGCAAGAGUGACGACUACAUGCCCAUGAGCCCCACCAGCGUGUCGGCCCCGAAGCAGAUCCUGCAGCCACGGGUCACUGCAGCGGCCGUGCCCCCCUCAGGGGCGGCGGUGCCCACGCCCACUUCUGCAGCCAGCAGGGCCUUUCCGGGGAAUGGGGGCAGCAGCUACAAGGCCAGCUCCCCGGCCGAGAGCUCCCCGGAGGACAGCGGGUAUAUGCGCAUGUGGUGCGGCUCCAAGCUGUCCAUGGAGAACGCUGAUGGCAAGCUGCUUUCCAACGGGGACUACCUCAACAUGUCCCCCAGCGACGUGGGUGCCCCGGGCACCCCGCCUGACUUCUUCUCGGCUGCCCUGCACGGCGGCGGGGAGAUGCUCCGGGGCGUCCCCGGCUACUGCUACAGCUCCCUGCCCCGCUCCUACAAGGCCCCCUACACCUGCAACGGGGACAACGACCAGUACGUGCUCAUGAGCUCCCCCGUGGGGCGCAUUCUGGAGGAGGAGAGACUGGAGCCUCCGGCCGGCCCGGGGUCCACAGGGUCCACGCAGCUGGUAGGCGCCUUCGGGGCCGCAGCAGGUGGCGGCGGCCACACCCAGCCACCCCAUCCCUCCGUGCCUUCUCCGGGGAGGCCCAGUGGCGUGGGCAGCGGGCGCCCGGAGGGCUUCCUGAGCCAGCGCUGCCGGGCCGUGCGGCCCACGCGCCUGUCGCUGGAAGGGCUGCAGACGCUGCCCAGCACACACGAGUACCCGCUGCCGCCCGAGCCCAAGAGUCCCGGCGAGUACAUCAACAUUGACUUCGGCGAGGCGGGCGCGCGCCUGUCGCCGCCCGCGCCCCCGCUGCUGGCCUCGGCCGCCUCGUCGUCGUCGCUGCUUUCCGCCAGCAGCCCGGCCUCGUCCCUGGGCUCGGGCACCCCGGGCACGAGCGGCGACAGCCGGCAGCGCUCCCCGCUCUCCGACUAUAUGAACCUCGACUUCAGCUCGCCUAAGUCACCCCAGCCGGGCCCCCAGGGCGGGCAUCCGGUGGGCUCCCUGGAUGCCCUCCUGUCCCCCGAGGCCUCCGCCUACCCGCCGCUGCCCCCGCGCCCUGCGGCCCCCUCCUCGGCCCUGCAGCCGGUGCCCCCGCCACCCCCGCCCGGGGAGCUGUACCGCCUGCCUCCAGCACCCACCCCCCAGGGCCCCAGCGCUGCCUCCGCUUCGUCCUCGGAGACGGCGGAGAACGGUGACUACACCGAGAUGGCCUUCGGCGUGGCUGCCACCCCGCCGCAACCCAUCGCGGCGCCCCCGAAGCCCGAAGGCGCCCGCGUGACCAGCCCGGUGUCCGGCCUGAAGAGGCUGAGUCUCAUGGAUCAGGUGUCCGGGGUCGAGGCCUUUCUGCAGGCCAGCCAGCCCCCCGACCCGCACCGGGGGGCCAAGGUCAUCCGCGCGGACCCGCAGGGGGGCCGCCGCCGCCACAGCUCCGAGACCUUCUCGUCGACCACCACUGUGACACCCGUGUCCCCGUCCUUCGCCCACAACCCCAAGCGCCACAACUCGGCCUCUGUGGAAAACGUCUCUCUCAGGAAAAGCAGCGAAGGGGGCAGCGGCGGCGCCCUGGGUGGGGGCGACGAGCCCCCCACGUCGCCGCGCCAGUUGCAGCCACCGCUCCCCCACCAGGCACGGCCGUGGACCUCGGGUCAGCCGGGGGGGGCCUUGGUCGGCUGCCCGGGGGGCAGCGGCUCGCCCAUGCGCCGGGAGACCUCCGCCGGCUUCCAGAACGGCCUCAACUACAUCGCCAUCGACGUGAGGGACGAGCCCGGGCUGUCGCCAGCCCCGCCGCAGCAUCCGCACCCGCAGGCGGGAGACAAGAGCGCCUGGGGCCGGACCCGUAGCCUCGGGGGUCUCAUCAGCGCCGUGGGGGGCGGCAGCACCGGCGGGGUGUGCGGGGGGCCCGGCCCCGGCACCCUGUCCUCCGCCAACACCUACGCCAGCAUCGACUUCCUGACUCAUCACCUGAAAGAGGCCACGGCUGUGAAAGAGUGAAGAUCGAUCUGACUUUAUCGCCAGGACGUCCGGCAUCAGAGAAAAAUGUUAAAAUAAGACACUCAGCAUUUUUUUUUUUUCAAAUCCGAAGCUGCUUACAGUUUUCUUUUGGAUCUGAGCAGUUACUGCGCUUGGAAGCAUCUGUGACAAUUAGCCGUGGAAGCACCUGCCUCUCUCCCACGCUCCCGUGGGGGGCAUUCAUCCUCGUGCUGUUUGUGUUGUGCUUUCUUUUGUUUUUCGACAAAAUUAGCGGAAGGAGUGAUUCACAGGAAAAUUGGGUGUUUUCAUUGGCCUUCUCGGUUGCGGCCAGUGUCGUCAUUUCUUCUGACUUGGAUUCUGGCAAAGCAGAGUUAUCCCUCAGCAUGCUAGGAAAUUCUCCCGAUUCGCAUUCAAGUGGUAAAAUCUGGUAUUUAUUGGCAUCUGCUCCAAACUACCACAGUCCUACCUCAGUGCCAGGUGAAGCCUGAAGCCGGAUCGGCGUGGGGGCCGGCAGGACCUCGGGGUACCUCUGCCGACUGGGUUUCUGGUGUGGUCAUCAGCCUUAUCUGACAGGCCUCGUGCGCUGCUGCUUGUCGGAGCCCGGCCUCGGUACCUGCGUGUUUACUCAGACAGAGCCCAGUGUGGGACUGACGUUGCUCAACAGAGAUGAAAUUUGAGAUGGGACUUUGAAGAUGGGUGAAUAAAUAAUAAUUAUUAUAUGUAACUGAAGCAACCUUCUUUGGAAAAUCAUCAACUGUAUUGGGGGGGCGGGGGAGGGGGCGGGGCCUGGGAAGGGGUGAAUAGCUCUUUUUACCUUUAACAGACCUGUUUCAUCUUCUCUCGGUAGAUGUUUCUGUAGGUACUUCCGAUUGCAAAAGCCUUUGAUCCUAUUGACAAGCUCAAAUGUCUUUGCUACCCUUAAUUUUGAGCUUGCAUUUCUCUAACCAAAAAUUCUCACAGGCAUGCGAGCGGUUCAAGGAUGGUCAAGGGUUUGGCAGAUUUUUUUUUUAACACAUUGGGUCCUCUUUACUCUGACGCCAUUGUAUUGGCCGGUGAGGCUGCCCUGAACGACAACAGCAACCAAAAAAAAAAAAAAAGGAAAAGAAAGAAACUGAUCAAAGAGGCAUCCUGGCCCCCUGUGUUAUUCAUAGACAAGAAGAAAAACAAUCUCACGGUACAUGUCACUUGUCAAAAAAAAAUUCCCGACAAGGCUACCCUGGUUUUAUGUGUUUUCAGUGUUCUGAAAAUAGCAGUGUUGUGUAAUUAUUGCAGGUGUCACCGCAAACUGCUGACCUUGACCAGCAGAAUGUCACACCAUCUCUGCUCCCUUGACACGUGGGGGGGCUCCAGUGCCUCUUCUCAGAGUCUUACGGAGGUAUUAUUACACAGAUUCAUUGGAGAUAUGAGUUGGGCUUUUUGGUUUUUUGUUUUUUGGAGAGAAAAAUAUAGAUAAAUAUAUAGAUAUAUAUCACUAUAGAAGAAUGCAUUAAUAAAAUGAGGCUUUUCUAGAGGAAGACCAAAAAAAAAAAAUUCAAUGUCUUAAAAAUCUAUUUAAUCGCAAUGCAAACGUCUUCCUCCUUCCGUGGUGAACUUUUAGAACAGGGGAUUGUAUCGCAAGACAAAGUUGAAUGUAAAGUGAUUUCCCCCCCCCCCGGGACAUUUUUAAAGUUUGACUUUUCUAGAAUCACACAGCACAACAGUGCAUAGACCAUGCCAUGUUAGUUUGAAGGUCAUUUUCAGCGUGUAAUAUAGAGAGACUUUAUUAAAAUGUAUAAAGCUGUCCUAAAGUUUUGGUUUAGUUUGGAGACGGGGGAGGGAUGAUGGCGCCCCGCCCCCAACCGGGUAGCUGGGGUGUGAAUGCGGACCCUGCGGAAGGCAGGGCCGCUUCCUCUUUAAGUGGCUCCCCUUCCUCAGCGAGGUCCUGCCUCCAUCCCCAGGGGUCGUGGUCCUCCUGCAACUUUAAAACAAGCGAAAUACAAAGUUGGUAAUAGACUCAAUUUUCUUCUAUCCUGUACAUUUCAAAAAAAAAAAAAGGCAUAUGCAAUAUUUACAUUCUUAAUUUAGUUUACAGAAUGAAACCAAAAUGUAUAAAUGUUUCGUUUGUGAGAACUUCACAAUGUAUAUUGGGUCUUUGUACAUUUUGCCUGACUUACCUUAAAUUUAAAAUAUUUUUUGCUAUAUAAACUUUAACAGUUAUUAAACAGUGUUUUCUUUUUCGGUACGUAUGGUUUCUGGAGAUGGAGAUGCGAAGUAUAUUUCUGGCUCUUGGGACAUGACAGGACAUGGACUUCCUUUGCUGUCUUCCACUGUCUUGGCUGUACAUACGGGCCAGUACGGCCCUGCUGGAGAGGAGACUCACAGUGAGAGUCGUGCGUUGUAUUUAGUCUGUAUUCACCAUGCUCUUCUUAAUAGCCAUAUGCAACACAAUAAAAUACAUUAUUUAUGAAAUGAA